AUGCCUGCCCCGCCGCCUGAUCUCCGACCCACCGGCUGCCCCCCAGGACUGGAAUACCUGAUUCAUGUCGACCAGCUUCUCGUCCAUCAGACUUUUCAUCUGGCCGAACUGCUGGGUUGGGAGGUUAGAAAUUCCUACAUUGUGAAGAACAGUAUCGGGCAACAAGUGUUUCUGGCGGAAGAGGAGAACAACUGCUGCACCCUACAGUGCUUUGGCCCCAGCCGACCUUUCACCUUUCACAUCCAGGACAACCUGGGGCAGGAGGUGUUGACCCUGAUGCGCCCUCUUGCGUGCAGCUACUGCUGCUUCCCCUGCUGCCUGCAAGACCUGGAGGUGCAGAGUCCCCCCGGUAUUCCAAUAGGGUAUGUGGUGCAGGAGUGUCACCCGUUCCUGCCCAAACUCACUGUGCUGAACGAGAGGAGACAGCCUCAGCUGAGGAUCAAAGGGCCGCUGUUUUUCUGUAGUUGUUGCAGAGACGUCACAUUUGAGGUGAAGACUCUGGAUGACUCAAUGUUGAUAGGACACAUCAGUAAGCAGUGGUCCGGCUUCCUGCGCGAAGCCUACACGGACGCAGAUCAUUUUGGAAUCGUGUUCCCAAUGGACCUGGAUGUGAAGAUGAAGGCUGUGCUGCUGGGAGCCUGCUUCCUGAUUGAUUUCCUGUAUUUUGAGGAAAGGAAAGGAGACAAGAAACAUUGA
Messenger RNA from Salvelinus namaycush (lake trout), 696 nucleotides. RefSeq names its product phospholipid scramblase 1-like. NCBI's taxonomy places the organism in Eukaryota, Metazoa, Chordata, Actinopteri, Salmoniformes, Salmonidae. Gene Ontology annotation, molecular function: phospholipid scramblase activity. The transcript has a single exon. The record is from RefSeq and is a predicted model, not a curated record. Gene Ontology annotation, cellular component: plasma membrane. Gene Ontology annotation, biological process: plasma membrane phospholipid scrambling. Bases 1 to 696 code for a protein of 231 amino acids.